Papaver somniferum (opium poppy) is the source of this 450-nucleotide messenger RNA. RefSeq lists its product as uncharacterized. Gene Ontology annotation, molecular function: DNA binding. The transcript has 2 exons. Lineage: Eukaryota; Viridiplantae; Streptophyta; Magnoliopsida; Ranunculales; Papaveraceae. The coding region runs from base 22 to 450 and encodes 142 amino acids. The record is from RefSeq and is a predicted model, not a curated record.
GUUGAUUUCUUUGAUUCAACUAUGGAGGAAUCAGGAUCAACACCAGCUUCCGUUAACUCAAAUGCAUUGUUGCCACCACUACAUCCUCCUCCAAGAUCUUCUAACGCCUCUACUGAAGUUAGUUCAGUUGCAAAAGUACCAACUGCUGGUGAAGCUCCAUCUGCACCAGCUGCCAAUGUUUCCGAUGCUGGUACCAUCACUGUCACUGCACCAGCUUCUAAGAAGCGGAAGAAAACUUCAUGGGUUUGGGAUCACGUUGAUCUGGACCCUCCUCCUUCGAUAAUGGUAACUUGCAAGAAAUGUAAACAGAGAAUGAAAGCUGACUCUUCUACACAUGGGACCGGCUCCUUGAAUAACCAUUUAAGAAAGUGUCUGAAUCUUAUUCCUAAGGAUUCUGGUCAGUCGACUCUUUCUUUUGAACCUGCUAGGCUGGGAGAAGAUGAAAGUUAG